AUUUAUUAUUAUUAUAAUUUUUAUUUCCAUCAUCCUCCUCCCUCUCAAAAAGUCUCCUCUUCUUCGCUGUGGCUUUGGUUCUCCUACUCAUCGUCGUCGUUGAGCCCUCUCGCCGGACUUCGCCGGAGAACUCGCCGUUAGCUUCUGAUCCUCCUGUUCAUGGGCUUCCGUUCAAUCCUUUGGAUUUGGAAGCGAGGUUACCAAGUGUAAGCUUUAGAGGUUACGAUCUCUGGGUUCUCCGAUCAGGUAGGUAUUAGGGCGAUCGGAGUGGUGGAUUUGAAGCUGGAGGGAGGUGUUCUAGCUGUGGAUUGUUAGGGUUUGAGGGUUUGAGCUGCAGCAGUGGUGAUGCCUGCGGAAUUGGAGAACUCUUCGGUGAUGACGGCGUCGAACUCGGUAUCUGGAGAGGCUAGUGUAUCCUCCUCCGGUCAGCAGGCGCCGGUUGCUCCAGUGAAGAAGAAGCGUAACCUCCCCGGAAUGCCAGAUCCGGACGCAGAGGUGAUCGCGUUGUCGCCAAAGACGUUGAUGGCAACGAAUAGGUUUGUGUGUGAGAUCUGCAACAAAGGGUUUCAACGAGAUCAAAACCUACAGCUCCAUCGAAGGGGGCAUAACUUGCCGUGGAAGCUGAGGCAGAGAACGGGGAAGGAGGCGAAGAAAAGGGUGUACGUCUGCCCGGAACCAACGUGCGUACACCACGAACCAUCACGUGCGCUCGGUGACCUCACCGGGAUCAAGAAGCACUAUUGCCGGAAACAUGGCGAGAAGAAAUGGAAAUGCGAGAAGUGCUCGAAGAAGUACGCAGUCCAGUCUGAUUGGAAGGCUCAUUCUAAGACCUGCGGCACUCGCGAGUAUCGCUGCGAUUGUGGCACUCUUUUCUCUCGGAGAGACAGCUUCAUCACUCACAGAGCGUUCUGUGACGCUCUUACAGUGGAGGGCGCGAAGAUGCAGGCGCACGCGCCGGCUGCGGCGGCCACAGCAGCGGCAGCCGAGAACGAGGCCGUGAACACCGCCCAAGCGCCGUCGUGCUCUUCUCCUGCCGCGUCGCCGGAACCGCAGCAGCAGCUGCAACACCAACACCAACAGCAACAAAAACCAGAGCCACCACCUGAGGUGAAGUCCUCCUCCACCACCACCACCACCACCACCAACGCUGUCCCCGUGGUUCUGCAAUGCAUCCCUCAAGCAGCUGCGGCACCAGCACCCACUGUGACAAUGAACAGUACUAACAGCAGUGGUAACAGUGCCUCCACUAGUCUCUUUGCCAGCCUGUGGACAUCCCCGUCUACCACCACUGCCACUACGGUGGUGCCAGCUACUGCCCCAACAACCACGCAGCGUGCAUCAUUCUCUGAUCUUAUUGGAGCCAUGAGUCGUCAGGACCGUGGAGUAAUUCUAGAUACACCUUCACUAUGUCUCUCAUCCAAUGGCUCAGCUUCCAUCUUCUCACAACCACCUGAGCGCAGGCAGUAUGGACCAGCACCAACAUCACCCCACUUAUCCGCCACUGCAUUGCUGCAGAAGGCCGCACAAAUGGGUGCAGCUGCCACAAAUGCAUCACUUCUCCGUGGUUUCGGUCUCAGUACUUCAACAUCUCCUUCCCAUCAAGAAACCAGUGCCCCCGACACAAGCUUGCAGUGGCGACACCACCAGCAGAUUGAACCUGAGCCACAUAUGCUUUCAGCCGGGCUCCGUCUCGGUCUUACUUACGAUAACAAUGCCACCAGACUGCCAGAGUUGAUGAUGGGCCCAUCGUCCCUGUUCACAGCAAAACCAGCAACAAUGGAUUUUCUAGGCCUAGGAAUGGGUCAUGGUGGCUCCGCUACCAGCGGCCUAUCGGCAUUGAUUACUUCGAUUGGUUCGGGCCUUGACAUGUCAGUUGGCCCUGCUACUCCAUGGGAUGGUGCUGAUGGCAAACCCAGCAGCCCGGCAUUACUGUAGCAGUGCCGAGCUCUGGAAGUAUAACCCUCCAGUGUAUAGGGAAGGACACAGACGAGUGAACGUGUUCAUUACUCUGUUAUUUUGUAUUAUUGGUAGGAACUAGGAAGCAAGUUGUUUACGAAGAGGAGGAUUUAGAUAUGUUCUUUUCUUCAUCUUUUUUUUUUUUAUUUUUGGUUUAAUUUGUUGCUCUUUUGUUGUUAUAUGAAGUUAAUAUAUGAGAAUUUCAGCUGGAUUUGAGGAUAA
This is a messenger RNA of Dioscorea cayenensis subsp. rotundata (Guinea yam), 2178 nucleotides long. Its product is annotated as zinc finger protein GAI-ASSOCIATED FACTOR 1-like. The transcript has 5 exons. Gene Ontology annotation, cellular component: nucleus. Lineage: Eukaryota; Viridiplantae; Streptophyta; Magnoliopsida; Dioscoreales; Dioscoreaceae. Gene Ontology annotation, molecular function: DNA-binding transcription factor activity. Bases 346 to 1935 code for a protein of 529 amino acids. The record is from RefSeq and is a predicted model, not a curated record.